This is a messenger RNA of Pteronotus mesoamericanus, 1222 nucleotides long. It is a transcript of the gene CDKN2C, whose product is annotated as cyclin dependent kinase inhibitor 2C. The record is from RefSeq and is a predicted model, not a curated record. Gene Ontology annotation, biological process: regulation of G1/S transition of mitotic cell cycle; negative regulation of cell population proliferation; regulation of cyclin-dependent protein serine/threonine kinase activity. Gene Ontology annotation, molecular function: protein kinase binding; cyclin-dependent protein serine/threonine kinase inhibitor activity. NCBI's taxonomy places the organism in Eukaryota, Metazoa, Chordata, Mammalia, Chiroptera, Mormoopidae. Gene Ontology annotation, cellular component: cytoplasm; nucleus. The transcript has 3 exons. Bases 332 to 838 code for a protein of 168 amino acids.
GCGGGCUCCGGAGCCUUCCUGCGCGGCGUUAGCCGGCGGAUUGGCCCGGACGCAAAUAAAGGCUCCUCAGGAGAAGCCGAGGCCACUGAGGAGUCGUUACGACCUAUAACUUGAGGACCACGGAACUACUACUCCCGUUUGCCUUUGGCGAUCAUCUUUAACCCCCCGGAGUACGUCAGCAUCCAGCUACAGCUGCGCUCUCCCAGCAGCGGAGGACUCAGGACUACCCCUUCGGGCGUGACGGAUGGAGACCGAGCCUCUCGGAGGACCUUCCCCUGCAGUUCUGGCUCGCGCGGCUCAAGUCACCACCGUGAACAAGGGACCCUAAAGAAUGGCCGAACCUUGGGGGAACGAGUUGGCGUCCGCAGCUGCCAGGGGGGACGUAGAACAACUUACUAGUUUGUUGCAAAAUAAUGUAAACGUCAAUGCACAAAAUGGAUUUGGAAGGACUGCGCUGCAGGUUAUGAAACUUGGAAAUCCCGAGAUUGCCAGGAGACUACUGCUUAGAGGUGCUAAUCCCAAUUUGAAAGACGGAACUGGUUUCGCUGUCAUUCACGAUGCUGCCAGAGCAGGUUUCCUGGACACUUUACAGACUUUGCUGGAGUUUCAAGCUGAUGUUAACAUCGAGGAUAAUGAAGGGAACCUGCCCUUGCACUUGGCUGCCAAAGAAGGCCACCUCCCGGUGGUUGAGUUCCUUGUGAAGCACACCGCCAGCAAAGUGGGGCAUCGGAACCAUAAAGGGUACACCGCCUGCGACUUGGCCAGGCUCUACCGGAGGAACGAGGUCGUUAGCCUGAUGGAGGGAAACCCGGCGGAGGGAGCUGAGAAUCUACAAUGAAUGUGGGGAGGAGUCUCCCACACUGCCUCCUAUUUUGUCAGUUAAAUGGGUGGUUGUCCAAUUUUAAUGGCAUUUGUUAAAAUUCGGUUUUGUCAUAUUUUAAGCAGUUUUUAAAAUCUUCUGAAACUGCUAAAUCUUACAAGUUAAUGAAUAUAUUUAAGCAACAUCCUUUCCGCCUUUAAAAUCUUAAGUCCUAACAUGUAAUUGCAGAUAGCUUUGUCUUAUUAUUUUAUCUUUCCUGGACUUUUUCCUUGCUUCUCCCUUUGCUAGUCUCAAUACCCAACUUGGAGACUUUGUUUUAAAAAUGGGUUGUCUUGAUGAUGCUUUUGCCUAAUUAAAACACUUUUUCAGAACAGGACAAUGUUUUUCUGUGAUUUCCACUUC